GAUUGUGAGCACUGAACUCGAACAGACGAUUUUCUGUUUUUCGCUCAUGAAGAUUGUAAUGCAACCAAUUUGUUUCUAAUGGUGUGAAGGGGAGAUUGUUUUAUCUUUGUUAAUACAUACUGGUCAAAGCACAAAGGGAACCAUGGUGUCCAAAAAUAUUUCCAUUAUUUUUUUGGCAUUAUUCGCGGUCAGCUUCUUAUUUGGCCAAAGCGAUGGGGUCGCCGUUAUGAGUGUUGAUAUUGGCAGUGAAUGGUUUAAAGUUGCUAUAGUUUCGCCGGGAGUUCCAAUGGAAAUAGCAUUAAACAAGGAAUCAAAGAGGAAAACUCCAGUGGUAAUAUCAUUUCGGGAUGGCGAUCGAACUUUCGGAGAGGAUGCUCAAGUAGUAGGCCUUCGAUUCCCCCAGAACAGCUUUUCCUACAUCCUAGAUUUGCUGGGCAAGUCUAUAGAUAAUCCAAUUGUACAGCUGUACAAGAAACGUUUUCCAUAUCACGACAUCAUCGAGGAUGAAGAGCGCAACACGAUAAUGUUCCGAGUCCAAGAUAACACUACAUACACGCCGGAAGAGCUUCUCGCUCAAAUUUUGCACACAGCCAAGGAGUUCGCUGAAAACUCAGCCAGUCAGAAGAUCAAGGAAGCCGUAAUCACUGUUCCCGGUUUCUUCAACCAGGCCGAGAGAAGAGCUCUCCUGAAAGCUGCAGAACUUGCUGAUCUCAAGGUUCUCCAGCUCUUCAACGACUACUCAGCUGUUGCCUUGAAUUAUGGAAUCUUCAACGGAAAGGACAUCAACGAUACAGCUCACUACAUCAUGUUCUACGACAUGGGAGCCAGCAGUACAAGUGCGACGGUUGUCAGCUAUCAGAAUGUGAAGACGAAGGAAAGGGGAUUUGUUGAAACUCAUCCACAAGUCAGCAUUAUGGGGGUUGGUUAUGAUCGAACCCUUGGAGGUUUGGAGAUGCAAAUUAGGUUGCAGGAGUACUUGGCAAGGGAAUUCGACGCAAUGAAGAAGACUCCGAAUUCUGUCUUCAAAAGUCCUCGGGCCUUGGCGAAGCUUUUCAAGGAAGCUGGUCGUGUGAAGCUUAUUCUCAGCGCCAAUCCUGAUCAUUACGCACAAGUCGAGGGACUUCUGGACGAUCAGGACUUCAAGCUACAAGUCACGAGAGAAAAGUUCGAAGAGUUGUGCGCCGAUAUAUUCGAGCGCGCUGUCGAGCCUAUCAAGGCUGCUUUGGACACUUCUGGAUUGUCAAUGGAUUUGAUCUCUCAAGUGGUACUAGUUGGUGCUGGUACUCGAGUUCCAAAAGUCCAGGAAAAGUUGUACGAGUUUCUGAAGGUCGAUUUAGCGAAAAACAUCAACACUGACGAAGCAGCGACUUUAGGCGCUGUCUACAAAGCAGCGGAUCUUAGUCAAGGAUUUAAAGUUAAGAAAUUCAUAACGAAAGAUGCUGUACUGUUUCCGAUUCAAGUUGUCUUCGACAGGAACGCUAACAACAAAGUCAAACAGGUGAAGAGAACCCUCUUCAGUAAGAUGAACGCAUUUCCACAGAAAAAAAUUCUCACGUUCAACAAACACACAGAAGAUUUCGAAUUCUACGUCAACUAUGCCGAUCUGGAUCACCUGUCAGGUUUUGAAAUUGCUGCUCUUGGAAACUUGAAUAUAUCAGUUGUGAAGCUGAAGGGAGUCGCUGAGGCAUUGGCACUGCAUGCGAAAGAAGGGGCUGAAAGCAAAGGCAUCAAGGCUCACUUUGCCAUGGACGAGAGUGGUGUUCUGAAUCUGGUCAACGUAGAAUUGGUAUCUGAGAAGACGAGUCUGGCUAGCGAAGAAGAAGGCACAUUCUCAAAAUUAGGUUCGACUAUCAGUAAAUUCUUUGCAGGCUCGGAAGAGAAAGAGACUGUAGAAAAGGUGGAAGACCCUGUGAAAGAAGACAUAAAACCCGUGCACGAGGAGCCUGAAUAUCCGGGAUUGAAGAAAGAAACCGAUCAAAAGGAGAAGACAAAGAACGAAACACAGCCAGGUGAUGAGAAGGCCGCAAACAAGACAGAAAAGGUUGAAAAGAAACCUACUAUUAUCACUCUCAAGAAGCCAAUCGAAAAUGAAGAAAUCAGAUUUGGAUCGCUACCUCUCGAAGGAGAAAAGUUCGUCACUUCCCACGAGAAGAUCGAGGCGUUGAACAAGGUCGACAGAGAGAGGACAAGACGUGAAACGGUUCUAAAUAAUCUAGAAUCUUUUGUUAUUGAUGCACAGCAGAAGUUAGAUUCCAAGGAGUACAAAAAAGCUUCGACACCGGAAGAGGCUGAAAAGAUUCUUAAAGCCAGUAUCGAGGUUUCCGAGUGGCUAUAUGAAGACGGAUUUGAAGCGCCAGCUGAAGUGUUUGAAGAAAAACUGGCGUCAUUGAAAGCACUGACGAAUGAUCUUUAUGAGAGAGUUUUUGAGCACAAAGAACGUCCGGAAGUACUUAAAGGAAUGAAGUCCAUGCUCAAUGGAAGCAGAACUUUCUUGGGCAAUAUGCGAAACUUGAAUACGUCGAGUGAGAUUUUCACUUCAGUCGAAAUAGAGACGCUGGAAAAGACCAUCAAAGAAACAGAGGAGUACUACGAAACAGUGAAGCGCACACUUGUCGAAACUCCUUUGAAUGCUCCUGUCCCAUACAAAGUGCGUGACAUGGCCAACAAAAUGGCACUGCUUGACCGAGAAGUCAAGUAUCUGAUCAACAAGGCAAAGAUCUGGAAACCAAAGCAAGAACCAGCGGCGAAUGCCACAGAGAGUGGUGCCGAGAGUAAAACUAAAGGUUCCAGCGAUUCUGGUUCUAAAUCCUCUCCAAAGGCAGACUCUGAAAAGACUGGAAAAGCCAAAUCUGUUCCAAAAAGCGAAAGCGAGGCGGGAGAUUCGCAAGAAAAGUUAGAAUUGGAAGGUAGCGACUCGGCACAAAAGAAGGAGGAUGUCAAAAAAGACAAACAUCAAGAACUUUAGUGAAUUGUUAUUUUAAAUAAGACCGGUGGGCAGUCAACUAGAAGAUGAUGAGGCCGAUCGUUGAUCAGUUUUUUUUACUCCUACAUCGUUCGCAUGUUGGGCUUUAAACGGCAUUGUCUAAUGUUGAUGAAUUCAGAAAGGCCGAGCAUAACCGCGAAAGAAAUGUAUGUACGUGUACAAACUUCAGUAUGUCUUUUUAAUUGUCACAAGGGUGUUACAUCGUCUUGAUCUUCGUUCUUCAGGUGCAGAGCUCCUGAAAACGAGAAUCGCAUUUUCUUGACGGUUAUAUUUAGAUAGAUUUCGAAACGUGUUUGCGUGCAGCUUAGGGAACAUUAUUCAAUAAAAGUUUUGCAUGAAGAAUGAUGAUUGCAAUAUAAUUAAAACACAUGAGUUGAUUACUGAAGAGAGGAAAAUUUCUGUAGAGUGUUUUGCAUAAUUAUGAGAUUAAGGAAUUGAUUUUAAGCUCGAUUCGUGUAGAUUUUCGAGUUUGUGGUUUUAUUAAGUUGCCUUAUAGAGUGUCAUACAUCGGGGACUAAUUAAUCAAGUUUUAAGACAAGUUGAGCAAACGAUUUAAAGAGGUAGAACAAUCAUGAGCAGUCGAUACAAUCAAUAUAUUUGAAUAAAUCAGUUUUGUGCUUGAAAAAUGAUGAGAUAAAAUAUUAAAUUGAAUAUUAGGCUAAACGAGGGUGAAACGAUAAGAUGUCAUUGUCUCUUAUUACUCUUUUGAACUCUUUUUCGCAGUCCAUGCAAAUUCUUAUAAUGCAGCACAAAUAAUUAGAAAAAUAUUGCGCUGAAAAGUUUUUCCUCUCUCUAGUGAAUUAACCCUUUCAGUGAAAAAACAAAUGUUUGGGAGGGAGAAAAUAUUUUUCUGGUGCGAAAGAGUCGUGUAAUAAUCUGCAAGAGAGAGAGUAAAACUUCGUAUAGACUUAUUUUCCUUCUUAAUUGUCAAACUGUUGUUUCAAUUUCAGUGAAAUAUUUCAUGUAUGCAUUUUUAAUUGUUUUAAGUAUAGUUCCUGCAACUGAAUGAAUGUGGAGACGUCGACGAGCUUGUUAGACGCAAAAAAUAAAGACUGCCUUUCAGAAAGAAUCUUUACUGAAAGGGUUGAAUGAUAAACUGUUGUAAAGAGGAACUAUGCAUCUAAGCAAGCUUUUAUCAUGAGGGAUAUUUAGAAAUCAUGCCGCUCAAAUUGUGAAACUAGGGUUCAGUACAGUGGUAAAAAGAGGAUUUUGUCACUAUCCGACUACCCCUACUCUGUGAUACAGCAGACUGCUAAUAAUUCCUUCUCUGAAAAUCGCGAAAUCAUGCACUACAUUUGUUAUCUAGGAUUAAUUUCCGUCAUUCCAUAAAUUCCUCUCAUGAUUAGAAUUUUGUUAUUUAUUGAUUGGGGUGAAUAAAAUUGUAUUUAUAGAAAAGA
Molecule: messenger RNA, 4380 nt
Organism: Belonocnema kinseyi
Lineage: Eukaryota; Metazoa; Arthropoda; Insecta; Hymenoptera; Cynipidae
Gene: Grp170
Product: hypoxia up-regulated protein 1
Exons: 9
Coding region: 143-2965 (940 amino acids)
Biological process (GO): cellular response to hypoxia; endoplasmic reticulum unfolded protein response; negative regulation of hypoxia-induced intrinsic apoptotic signaling pathway
Cellular component (GO): endoplasmic reticulum chaperone complex
Molecular function (GO): ATP-dependent protein folding chaperone; ATP binding
Source: RefSeq, a predicted model, not a curated record